Batrachochytrium dendrobatidis JAM81 is the source of this 834-nucleotide messenger RNA. RefSeq lists its product as uncharacterized. The record is from RefSeq and is a predicted model, not a curated record. The coding region runs from base 1 to 834 and encodes 277 amino acids. Gene Ontology annotation, biological process: transmembrane transport. Gene Ontology annotation, cellular component: mitochondrial inner membrane. The transcript has 7 exons. Gene Ontology annotation, molecular function: S-adenosyl-L-methionine transmembrane transporter activity. Lineage: Eukaryota; Fungi; Chytridiomycota; Chytridiomycetes; Rhizophydiales.
AUGGCGACCCUUUCAAACAAUGCACCAUCCAGACCUACAUCCAUUCAGGCCCUUUUGGCCGGUGCAGUAGCAGGAACCACGGUCGAUACUGUGUUGUUUCCUUUGGACACAAUCAAGACUAGAUUGCAAUCAAAAGCUGGAUUCAAAGCAUCUGGAGGAUUCUCCAAUAUCUAUGCUGGAUUGUCAUCGGCAGUAAUGGGAUCUGCCCCUGCUGCUGCUACGUUCUUUGUCACAUACGAGUUUUUUAAAUCAAGGCUUUCGUCACGAUACUCGGAUCCAUCUCAUCAGCCAUUAGUACACAUGGCAUCUGCAUCUGCUGGAGAGAUUGCGGCAUGUGUAGUGCGUGUUCCUACUGAGAUUAUCAAGCAGCGCAUGCAGGCAAAAAUAUAUACAUCUAUACCCCAUGCAGCAAAAGAUAUUUUUAGCUCUGAAGGAAUCCGCGGGUUCUAUCGCGGCUACAUGAUGACCAUUUUCAGAGAAAUUCCGUUUGCAUGUGUCCAGUUUCCACUCUAUGAACACAUGAAGAAACAGUUGGCUAUAAAGUUGGAUAGAGCGUUGUGGGCCCCAGAAGCAGCUGUUUGUGGAGCUGUUUCAGGCGGAAUCGCAGCUGCUGUCACAACUCCUUUAGAUGUAGUUAAAACUCGAAUUAUGUUGAGUGCCAAGGCUGGUAAAACUGAUGGUAUUUUUUUAACUGCAAAAUCAAUCUGGACAGAAGAAGGAGCCGCUACGUUUUUAUCGGGGAUUGGGCCGCGAGUGAUGUGGAUUACUAUUGGAGGAAGUAUUUUUUUGGGCAUGUAUGAAGCAUCCAAAUCGGCACUGGUGAAAUACACAUAA